Molecule: messenger RNA, 2021 nt
Organism: Glossina fuscipes
Lineage: Eukaryota; Metazoa; Arthropoda; Insecta; Diptera; Glossinidae
Gene: AsnRS
Product: asparagine--tRNA ligase, cytoplasmic
Exons: 5
Coding region: 218-1894 (558 amino acids)
Biological process (GO): asparaginyl-tRNA aminoacylation
Cellular component (GO): cytoplasm
Molecular function (GO): nucleic acid binding; ATP binding; asparagine-tRNA ligase activity
Source: RefSeq, a predicted model, not a curated record
GUUGAAGCCCUAAUUGCAUUUGUGAAAAAUUUCUGUUCGGAAAAUAUUUUCAUACAUUUUGCUAUCGAUUUCUUGGAAUAGACACGAGUAACAUCUGACAUCAUUAAGUUUAUCUUAUUUUUCCUUCUGCAACGUGCAAUUUUUCGAUAAUCUGAUGCAAGUUUCGCAUCUAUGAGAUAAUUAUAAAGUUAGACGAGAAUUAUUAUUGAUUUAAAUUAUGCCAGCUGGGGAAAUGGCCAACCUAUCUUUAGGUGCUAUUUUUACUUCCGAGAGCAAUGGUUGUGAUGAGACCGGCAAUGGUUCCGAAGACAAGCCUUUCAAAACCAUUCUUCAAGCUAUGCGACAUGUUGGUAAAGAGCCCUUCCCGACAAUAUACGUAGAUAGCAAAGAUGCCGAUGCCAUAGAACGCUAUGAAGUGGCUGCCAAAUCACAACUGAAGAAAAUUCAAAAAAUUUUUGUGCGUGAAAGCUAUAAAAAUGUGGAUAGAGAAAAACGUGAAGCGGAAGAUGCGGAAAAACGUAUGCAAAAUUUGGAAGAAGCCAAAAAAGUAACCAUUGAAGAAGAUCCUACAUGGACAAAAGCUGAGAAAAUUCGCAUCUUUGAAGGUUUGGAUAAUCGUGGCAAACGUAUAAGAAUCUAUGGUUGGGUACAUCGUUUGAGAAGGCAAGGCAAAGGUUUAAUUUUCAUUACUCUCCGUGAUGGUACGGGGUUUUUGCAGUGUGUUCUAACUGAUCGAUUAUGUCAAACGUACGAUGCUUUGACUCUUACAACUGAGAGUUCUGUACAAUUGUUCGGUAUUCUGAAGCAAGUUCCAGAAGGUAAAUCGGCGCCUGGUGGGCAUGAAUUGCAUGUAGAUUAUUGGGAAUUAAUUGGUUUAGCUCCAGCUGGCGGGGCGGAGAGUAUUUUGAACGAAGAAGCUCAUCCAGAUGUGCAAUUAGAUAAUCGUCAUAUCAUGAUACGUGGUGAGAAUACAUCAAAAGUUUUGAAAAUGCGUUCUGUGGUUAUGCAAGCAUUCCGUGGCCAUUAUUUCGAUCGUGGAUAUUGCGAAGUAACGCCACCUACAUUGGUGCAAACCCAGGUUGAAGGCGGCUCUACACUAUUUAAGUUACAAUAUUUCAGUGAGGAAGCUUAUCUGACACAGAGCUCACAAUUAUAUCUGGAAACCUGUCUACCAGCUUUGGGUGAUGUCUUUUGUAUUGCUCAAAGUUAUCGAGCUGAACAAAGCCGUACUAGGCGACAUUUGGCUGAAUAUACCCACAUUGAAGCUGAAUGUCCAUUCAUAACAUUCGAUGAGUUAUUGGAUCGUUUGGAAGAUUUGGUAUGCGAUGUAGUUGACAGAGUUCUGAAAUCAACGUGGGGUGAUGCAGUUUAUGAAUUGAAUCCAGGCUUCCAGCCACCAAAAAAGCCAUUUAAACGUAUGAACUAUGCGGAUGCAAUAAAAUGGUUGAAAGAUAAUAAUGUCACUAAAGACGACGGAACAUUCUACGAGUUCGGUGAGGAUAUUCCGGAGGCACCUGAGCGUAAAAUGACCGACACUAUCAAUGAGCCCAUAAUGUUAUGUCGUUUUCCAAAAGAUAUCAAAUCAUUUUACAUGUCUUUAUGCCCUGAGGAUCCUCAACUAACCGAGAGUGUGGAUGUCUUAUUGCCUAAUGUGGGAGAAAUUGUUGGUGGAUCUAUGAGGAUUUACGAUAACGAAGAUCUCUUGAGGGGUUACAAACGUGAAGGAAUAGAUCCUAAACCUUAUUAUUGGUAUACAGACCAACGCGCUUAUGGCACACAGCCGCACGGUGGUUACGGUUUGGGAUUGGAGCGGCUUCUUUGUUGGCUGCUUAAUCGCUAUCACAUACGUGAAGUCUGUUUGUAUCCACGUUUCUUAGACCGAUGCCGACCAUAAUUUAAUUAUAGAAUCUCGUAUAGAAAAGAGGAGUUGUAAGCCUUGACUACUGUUACGCAAGACAUUCUUGUUGAGUAUCAUGCGUAAUAAAGGCAUCUUGUGCUAGAUAAAGUCUCAAUAUGUUAAA